This is a messenger RNA of Arabidopsis lyrata subsp. lyrata, 815 nucleotides long. RefSeq lists its product as uncharacterized. Lineage: Eukaryota; Viridiplantae; Streptophyta; Magnoliopsida; Brassicales; Brassicaceae. Gene Ontology annotation, molecular function: pectinesterase inhibitor activity. The record is from RefSeq and is a predicted model, not a curated record. Bases 1 to 588 code for a protein of 195 amino acids. Gene Ontology annotation, biological process: negative regulation of catalytic activity. The transcript has a single exon.
AUGGUUGUUUAUGUCGAUAAAAACUUUUCACCAGCUUGUUUACUGGUUUUACUUCUUUUUGUUGUCUCAUCAUAUGCAAAGUUUAGUACCAUGGUUACAACAGAUGAGAUCCGCACCUUAUGCACCAAAGCAGGUGUCAAAUCUUCAUUGUGUUUUGAGGUUCUAAAAGCAACUCCUGAAAUUGCUAAACUAGAUUUUUCUGGUCUCGCCAAAUAUUUGAUUAAUUAUCAUGCUCAAAAUAUUUCGGAUACGCUGAAGCAAUUUAAAUUAUCAGGAGGCUAUAUACCGGAUAUUGAUUCUGAAUAUCGCUUAUGUAAAGAAUUAUAUAAAGAUGCUCUCGACAAAUGUCCUUAUGCCCUCAAAUAUUUGGCUGCCAAAGACUAUUACAACUUCAAAUUUAUGGUAGCUCAAACGAUGGGAGAUAUGAAUAAUUGUAUUUAUGAUGAGUUGUCAACAAUGAAGCCAGUACCACAAUUUUUUAUAACGAAAACUAAUGAUAUUCAAGAAAUUGGUUACUUUAUCAUAGUAUUUGUCGAUUGUUUCAUACUAAAUGAACCAAUAGACUGUGGUAAUUCUCGCGAUCUAUAAUUAUAAUAAUAUUUAGUAUGGUUCUUGUCUUUAUCCCUAAAAAAGUAAUAAAGAUGUAUGAUUUUAUCCCUAAAAAAGUAAUAAAGAUGUAUGAUUUUAUCCUUCACAUUUAUGUUUCGAAAAUAGCAAAUGCACCCUACGAUAAUCAAUCCUAGGGCUAGUUCAAAUCUAGUUAGAUUCUCAAACCAUUUUGCUACUUUAACAUUUUGACAGUAUCGUCAAUUUUA